Messenger RNA from Symbiodinium necroappetens, 984 nucleotides. Lineage: Eukaryota; Dinophyceae; Suessiales; Symbiodiniaceae. The record is from the annotation of a GenBank genome assembly.
AUGCAGCCUCAGAAGAGGCAGCGCUUGGACACAGGUUUAAGCCUUGCCCAAGUCAUCCGCUGCUUUGGAAGCCCAGAGCCUCCAUCGCAGGAGGGCUGUGAUGCGACUCGGGUUGCGGAAGAAGAGCUGCAGACCAAGGAGGAGGAUGUUAAUACAGAAGAGGUGGUAAAAGAGGAGCUGCAACCUGAAGUUGAAGAGGAGAACGAAGAUGCACAGGAGUAUCUUAAGGAAGAGCUAGAAUGGAAGGAGGAGGCGGAGGAGGAGGUCCUGAUGCAAAAGGAGGAGGAGGUGGACAUAUAUUCCCAGAGCACUGCUGCUGGAAUAUCGUGUGCAUCGCACAGUUUAUCACAGGAGUCCUGGCAACCGUUCUCGCAAGACUCGGAUGCUACGGAGCAUGGCUUGCAACUGGUGGAUGCGCCAGGCAUGCAGGAGCCCCGCGGAAGCUUCACAAAUCUCAGGCAGGAAGAGAAGGAUAGGUUUCUGACGGUAUCAGAAGACCUCGAGAAAGAGAUUGGCAUGAAGCCUUUUUACACCUUCGAUGCUCGGACAUCCCGCGAUGACUUGAAGAAACUGGUGCACACCUUUUUCUCCAGAUACAGGCAGACAGAAUCGGAGGACCAUUACUACGAGACGGAGAGGUUCUUUCAGAACCAUCAGUGGUGGUUUGCAACAACAUUGAUCACGCCUUCCUUCUACCAACGCAGUUUUCGUGGCGAGCCGAUGCUGCACAGCAAUAUGGCCGAAACAUCUGCUUGUAGGAAAUUCCUGGAAGAUACAGCCGCUCGGGAGGCUGCCAGAAACCUUCCGCCACCUUCGAGAGUACUGCGAAGAUACAUCACGGGGAUGUUGAACAGAGAUUGGAAGAAUGACAUGCUUCAGCGGGGCAUUUGUCCCAAGCGGGUUCAGCAAGACGCUGUUCAAGCGCUCUCAGACAAGCUUAGGUCUAUGGGCUGCAGGCUGGCACUGUGGGAUGAUAAUGCCUGA